GACUUGAUCGACAGCGUUCGAACGCCUCAUACUAAAUUUGAUAGGUAAUCGCCAUCCUUUUGAGAAGAAAAUAACUGUUGCAUUGAUUUGAUGCGAGUGAUUUCAACCAAUUCCCAUCUUGUGUGGUCGGUGAAGUUCCGAAGAUGAACAUGCAGGCACAUAUUCGGGAAGAAGAGUUUUGUCGACCAACCGAAUGAAAUUGCUGGCAGUUUGGUAGGGCUUCUCGAGCUUUCAAACCUUUGGCAAUAACGUUAGAAUGAAGAUGGAAGAACCUUGACCAUCUUCGCAACCACUUGUGACCGAAGAAAACGGUUGGGUCUUGAUUUAUUCGGUGAUACGAGAAGUGAAAAACCGCAUCGGAGUUCAGUAUGAGUGCGAUGAACACGCCCAGCAAGACGGGCAAGGAAUCGGAAUCACCCGCUAAAGACGCCGGGGAAUAUCUCUCGGCCUUGGCCGGUGGCAAAAGCCCCAUCUCCUUGCCUUCCAUACCGGCAUGGAUGCUGAACACACCUAUGUACAGUAAACUCCCUAUGAUACCUGCUCCAAAGGGCAAAAUUACCCUGUACACAACUGGACUUGGAGAGAAGUUGUACCCCACCCCGAAUGACCUUGACUUUGACCCCAGCGCGGAGGGGCUUAGCAGUGAGUACAAGACUCUACACGAUCCUCAUCUCAAGAGCCAUUACACACAGCCGGCCACCUUACAAGGACUGAUCAGGAGAAAAUUCGUUACUCCCGAAGGAAAAGUAAUUUGCACCCUGAAAGAAUUCAAUGACUACCAUCAGUACCUGAAACGCGUGCACAUCGAGAAAUGUGCACAGGACCGAAAAUCCAUUGCAAUGAAAGAGCGCAAGGAACGUGAGCGCCAGCGCCAAGAAUGGACCAUGAAGGAAGGACUAAGUCCUCACGACAAGCAAGUCUUGGAGACACAGACACGCAAGAGAAAGACGCUCAAGGAACAUCAUCGACAUUUGUUACAGCGUCUUGAAGAGGACACGGUGAAACAUCUCCGUGUGUUGGAGGAGAAGCAGACCAAGCGAAGCAUCGAGAGGGCGCGACGAAACUUGGAACGGGAGAAGAAACGAAACAAGAGGCUCAGAUGGGAACUGGAGGAACACAUCAAGAAGGGGACGAAGCGGAUGAAUCUUGCGGAGGAUGAGAUCCGACAUGCUGAACUAUUGAAAUGCUACAACGUGAGCGUCACACAGAGACGCGAACUCAAGUUGGAGGACCAGUGGAAUCGCCAUCAGAAGAUACGGGAAAAGCAUCGUCUGGAAGCAGCAAGGAGACGAAAGGAACAGCACACUCGCUUUGCGCAGAACAUCGAUUCCAGAGAACAGACUGCGUCUGACAAGUGGUCGAAACAACUUUCAACAUUCGACAAUAUGCGAGAAGCGAGAGCCUUGAAGAUGCAACGACAGGAAGCCAAGAUCGAGGCUCGUCUGGAGAAGAAACUCAAAUCUGUACGCAAACUGUUUGAACAACGGCGAAGGAAACCUAUCGGUGGUCGACGCCGCAGGCCCCCGCGCCAUGGACUGGGUGGACCUCGCCACUACAGUACCUGGCCGGUCGAGCAUGCGUUGGAUCGCAUCGAGCUCUCGCCAGCUGAUGGCGUGUGGAAGAUCAUCACUGACAGAUACCUGCCGACGGCUGCGCCGACAACUUCCCCCGCUCCAUCCCCAACUGGGUUCCUGGAACCGACCAUUACCAUUGAGACAGAGGAAAAACUUCCAAUCAGCAAAGACAUCUUAGCAGAAAUAGCAGAGGAAGAGUCAGUCCCAGACGUCCAGGAAGAUAGAGGGUAUUCAAUAUCUUCUAUUGAGAUGGCUGUUCUGUUCGGGGAUCAUUACGACUCAUUUAUCGCCUCUGCGCGAGAUCUUGUUGGAAAUGUUCUGCAUGCACUUGAGGCCGAGAGACGAUCCGAAGAGCACGUCCCCGAAGCUGUCGAGUCUGUGGUGACGGAACCAAAAGAGACGAAGCUACCUGAGGUCAUGCGGCGUAAGAGUGUGCUACAGUUGACAAACAGCACGGUAGCCCGCCUUGUCCUAUCCAACGUGCUCAGCAGAGCGAAAGAGCAGAUCACAACCGAAGGUGGAUUGCCGCAUCUGCCAAUUGCGACACCAACGAGAAAGGUAGCAUCUGAUACCAUUGCAACGAAGAAGCCUAGUGUCGGCAAGCAGGCCAGCUUACGUGAAAUCCACCCGCCAAGUCCCAUCGCUAAGAGCGGUGUCAUGUCCGAUGGAUCGAUCCAACCGAAGGAGACGCCUUCCCCUAAGCAUACGAGCAGUAGCCUUCUUGCAGCUGCCUUGGUGUCGGAUGCAUUGCGGAAGGUCACACGAGAGCUGGAGGAGGAGUCUCAGCGAUCAGACACGAGUGUCUUCGUGGAAGAUAUGGUAUGGGACACUAUAAGAAACGUAACCGGCCAACUUCAGAAGGAACUGUCUGAAAAUGUCUCUCGUGAGCUGGAGCAAGAAUCACAGCGUUCAGACACGAGUAUCCUUGCGGAAGACGUGGUUCAGAAUGCUUUAAGGAAUGUGACCAGCCAACUGCAGAAGGAGCUGACCGAAUCAGGCACCAGCUUUAUUGCGCAAAGGGUAGUCUCAGAUGCUAUUAGGAAUGCGGCUAGACAGCUGCGAGAGAUGCGACUGACGCAAUCUAGUUCAAGUGUUCUGGCCGAGGAGUUGGCAUCAACUGCUAUUCGGGAUGCCACCAGACAGCUACAGGUGCUUCUCCCGCAGACCAGUUCUAGCAUCAUAGCAGAAGCUAUCGCUGCUGACGCCAUAAAGAGCGUGAUGAGACAGUUCGGAGCACAGCCACCACAAACCAGCAGCAGCAUUCUAGCGCAAGCUUUCGCUGCAGAUGCUUUGAAAAAUGCUACCAGACGACUUGAAGGUGAACAGAUUGUGCGCGCCCUUCACCAACCUGUUCAUGCCAGUAGUAGUUUGUUAGCUCAAGCCAUCACCAACGACACUAUCAAGAAAGUUACCAGGCAGCUCCAACUGGAGCGCGAGGCUCUGAUUCCACACACGAGCAGCAGUCUCCUAGCCCAAGCAGUCACUAAUGAUGCACUUGCAAAUGCAGCUCGGCAGCUAGAACACGAGCCCAGGGUACCUCCACCUCAUUCAGACAGUAGCUUACUGGCACAAGUCGUCACCAGGGAAGUCCUUCUAAAUGGUACAGUUCGGCUCCAAGUUGAAAAGUUGCUGCAGACACCUCAAACAGACAGUAGCACUGUAGCUCAGCAAAUCACAAUCGAUGCCUUACAGAAUGCAGCGGCGCAGCUCCCAGAAAACGGAGCACAGCUUUCCAGGACAAGUAGUAGUAGAUUAGCCCAGAUUACUGCAGAUGCAGCUCUGCAGGCGGCUAAGGAGCAACUGAGGACAGAUCGUGCCAGCAGCAGAUGCCGUUCUCGUGGCUCCCGCUCAUCAAGUCCCUUCUCACCAGACCUUGCUAAAAGUGCCGUCAACCAAACAUCCCCAGAGCCUACUAAAAAGGGAACCAAAACGAGGGCCGUAGCUUCUGAUAUCAUCAAAAGAGCAGCUGUUGAUAUGGAGUCCCAAUCACCAACAAACGAUCUCAAAACACCUUCACCAUUACCCGGCCAAGUUGCUGCAGACUCACCAGACCUAGAACUUGACGUCGAUGAUACUCCUGAUCAGGAAUUCGAUGGUCUUUCUUGUCAAGCACAAACUAUAGUCAUGCACCUUGUCGACGGGGCCAUUGCCUCUUACCAACCAAAAGAUGAGGAGGAUAUCGAGGAGGAGAAUGAGUUGGAGAAGAGUAUUGAUGUACACAGAAGCAGCCUCCUCCUGGCGACUGUAAAUGACGUGUUCCGAGAAAGUGAGACGGAUGUGUCUCACCACCACCACAGCCAUUCUGCUGCCAGUGAAAGUGAGGGCAGCGAUUCCGAGGAAGAGGUAGACGAAGAAGACGAAAUAAUAGGCGUCAUAGAGAAUGAGAUCAUCGCUGAAGAGGAGAGCGUCCAUUCUCUCGCCGAAUGCCUCGACGGGUCUAAGGUAGAAGGGCUGACGUCCGUCGUAAAGAAAAGCCACGAUAAGACUGUCUUCGAAGGGGCCAUCAUCCCGCAUGAUAAGGCACAUGAGUCUGUCACAGAGAAGGUCUUGUCGGUCGAGGAGCUACACAAGGACGAAUCGGGGCAUCUUGUCCAUGAUGCCAGCAGCAAGUCUAUCCACAAGGUUGCAGAAGGUGGAGAGUCUUCUCAGGAGCAGAUCCACCAGUCGAGGCAUCACUACAGUAGCAUUGUACCCAUCUAUCACACUCACCCUCUCAAUCUGGACAAGGAGAUCAUCGCCCACAAUCUGUCCGCCAUCUCUAUGAAGCCCGACAACAAGCACAAGGUGCCAUCGGCCUUUUCGGCCAGCAGUCGAAACUCUUUCCGCAACAUGUUCCGCCCGGACAUGACGCACUGUCAGGGCUCAGCCAAGUGUUUGAAGGACACGCUGGUAAAGGAGCUUUCACAUUCUCAACACGGACAGCACGAUCAGAUUUAUGGGGUUCUUGAACAACCUCAUGAAGACAUCACAGCCCAUCACUCAGACGAGGAGUUAGUUGGACAAGAGGAAGUCGGGGGAGUUUGCUAUUUGCCGCAAAGAAGAAGAUAUAGGACCCACGAGGUAAUGGAGGAUGUCGUUGCAGAGGAACAGGAUGAAGUUGUGGAAGAGGGCGGACGCGUCUCACCAGAAGCCUCACAAGAAACCAAGGACACUCCCGCAGGUGGAGAUUUUAAGUCACCCACCGAAGAGGAAGUCGAACCUAUAUUGCCCAUGUCUCGUGCCAGCACAAGGUCCAUUCGAAGUGGAAAAUCAAGGGAAAUCAAAAGUUUCCAAAGUAAAACAGAGUCACAGGAAGAGAGUGCGUCACCAUCUACAAACAAAAGUCCAACUAAGGAUGCUGCGAAAUCCAAAAGCACGACUGAGACGAAGACCAGCAGCCAGGUACCUGCAUCCCGUAGUGUGAUUGGAGCUGUAAUUGAGCGUAUCAGUAGCAUCUUCGGUCGGAAGCACUCAACCAAAAUUCAUCCUUGGUCAACGGAUGAUCACACUGCAGAAGUCACAAGCAGCCAAACACAGUCUAGAGAUCAGAGUUCAAUCAAACCUGACACCGGAGGUAAAACUGUUGACCAAGCAUACCCCUUUGAGAAAUCCGACACAAAGAGGGAACUCUCGGAUGCCGAAGUGGCAGAUGUACAAAGCACUCCUGCUUCAGCAAAAGUUGCUGAUGAAGAUCCAGACCAAAACCACGAAAUUCAAAGCACUAAGAAAGAAAACACAGAUGUUUAUACAGAGAAAAGUGUGGAGACGUCUGAAGUUGACGCCAUUCAUAUACCUGAAAAGACAGAAUCCGAACCAUCAGGAGAGAGGAUAGAACCGAUAGGUCCCAACAAGCAAGCAAAACAAAGAGAGGCAGUACGCCAGCCGACUACAGAUAUGAACAAAAUUGCAGAGGCCGGCACUGGAAAAGAAGCGGAAAAGGAGACAACGAAAGCUGAUAAAACAAUCAUCAAAUCCAUUGAACUCCCACCUGAAACACAAGUUCGGUCACCGGCACCUUGCACGGGUCCAGAAAUUGUGCAACCCGGUGGUGACAAAGUAGAAGAUGCUGGUGAAAAGUCAUCCCCAGUUCAAAGGAAAUCCAGUGAAAGAGGCGAGAAAAAGAAAAGAGACAGCAAGAAAUCUCAUAAAUCAGGCAGUGAGUCGAGUCUGAAAGAGGGACAAGGUAGAAAGAGUAAAACCCCCAAACCAUCCCUUUCUGGACCACUAACGAGGCCAGUCAAGUCAUCGUCGGCAGCCUUCGGUCGUCGAUCUCAACAAAGGUCGCUUACAUCAGCUUCUCCUAAACCCCGGGCGUGUGCGUCCUCGCCACAAUCAACCAAAGCCCACCUUGGCCAUGCAAAGAUAUCUACACAAAGUUCUCAGCAGCAGAUGAUAGGAUCAGAGAAAGCACCGUCUCUAGCAAAACCUUCCAGUGGUUCUUCCAUGCCCUGUGUCGUUAAACAACGGUCGCAGGUCACCAAACCGCCGUCGACCGGAUCGAUCCGUCUGAUUAAGGUUAGCCCAGCACCGUCAAUGUCUAGUGCAAGGCGACGGUCAGGGAAGCUCUCCUCCACGAGUGUGGGGAAGCUGAUGUCAGAUAAGGCGUCAGGCGGGUCAGUGCGCCUUAUCAAGGUAUCGCCAGCUGCCUCCACUGUCAUCGGCCCUCGCAGAUCCUCAAGACAGUCAACUUCAGGAGCUGUGGUCAAGGCCUCUGCCUCAUCCAGCUCGAAUUCCUCUCCAAUCGGAGUCCAAAAACUGUCAAGAGAUAAGCCUAAAUCUGUUUCGCGAAAAGCAUCAAGGGGAUCAGUCCAAAGUCCGAGUAAGGCAAGAGUGCUCAGUAUCAAAUCCCCGCAGGCCUCAAGACCCGAUGAAGCGAAACAAGCCGGCCUAGUUGGAAGUAGGCCAUCGUCAACAGGUUCUUUUGUCAUAAUCAAAACCCCACAAGAGACUCCAUCUACUAAGGACAACACGAUUGCAUCUUGUGAACCAGAUGCUGUUACAGAGGCUCCCUCACAACAUCAAGAAUCAACCGAACAGGAACAAGCCAAAACAGACUCGGUACAAGAGCCACUGCCGCAGAGUGAGGUGGUCAAUAAAGAAGGGGAACGUCAGGAAAAAGCAGUAGAUGCAGCUACUGAAGAAUCCCCCAUAGGCAAUGAAGAACCAGAUAUGCCAGUACAAGAAAGUCAAACAGGUCAACCGCAACAACUGGAGGAACCCUUGGUCUCUGAAAGGGAGAGUGACGAGCCGAAGACCCCGGUAUCGUCACCAGCGGGCAAUCAGCUUGCCGAACGCUCCUGUGAUUCAUCGGGGAGCCAGUCGGCCAAAGCGAGCCGUCGCUCCAAGAGCAUCAUCUCCGCAGUUAUCGAGAGGCUCAGCAGGAUGUUCUCCGGAGAGUAUCGUGUGAUUGAGUCCAGCAUCGAAGAGAGACACCGCAGUGAUACCCAGAUGGGAGCCAGAAGCCGAGCCGGCAUGCAAGGAGGAGACGAGGGUAAGGUACGACACAGCCAAUCCACGGAUGCUGUGCUUCACACACAGUCUACGCCUGAUGGGAAAAAGAAUGGCAUCCAGACUCACUCGCGACAGCGAAAGUCAUCAAAAAGCGUAGUGGUAAGGGACAUUAAAAUGUGUAAGCCUAGUUUCUUUAUUUUCUAG
Molecule: messenger RNA, 7208 nt
Organism: Patiria miniata (bat star)
Lineage: Eukaryota; Metazoa; Echinodermata; Asteroidea; Valvatida; Asterinidae
Exons: 14
Coding region: 369-7208 (2279 amino acids)
Source: RefSeq, a predicted model, not a curated record